CUUGAACUUAAUUGCCCAGGUGAAAUUUGAAGGCAUUCAAGUGGAGAUGGUAUCUUUCAUUGGCUUCACUGUGGAGAAUAGACAGGAUUUUUUUUUUUUUACUCGUCUCAGUCUCUCUCUUGGUGUUGUGGUGUACUUAAGGAGGUGGAGACAGCGUGGUUAAGACCAGUCUGGUUAAGGACAUCAGUGGUUAAAGACUGUUGUUAAGCUACUGGGAGAAGUCUGAGAGGUAGUUAGUCUGGAACAUUGAGACUUGCAGAGGAGGAGGAGCAGGGUUGGAUAAUAUUGCUGGAGUCAAGUUAUUGACAACUUUGUCUGCUGCUGUCAAAUAUUUGGGGUUCCAUGGGGCAAGUGUAACCAUUUGUACUGUGCAUGUUUGGGUUCACGUGUGCAUGUCUGAUGUCACGUUGGUGAAGUAAGUAGCUGGAUCACCUUAACCAUUACUAACCAUUACAUCUGCAGGUCAAGGUCAUUUGACUAAGGUCACCAAGUCAAGGUCGUCAUCAAGGAGUCAUAUUCACCCUGUUGCCAUGCAUUUUUCAAUAUUUCACUUCGCCACAGCUCUGACACUGAUACUUGUAAUUUUCGCCACCAGUUCUGAUGCGCGUGGCAAGCGAGCACGUGCCCGUGAUAUGUACAGGAAUCAAAACGAUGAGCUUGUCACAGAAGACAGGUUCAAUUCAAGAAGAAACCACAGAAAAAAGUCAGACAAGCCAAAUAUUGUGAUUAUCAUGACAGACGACCAGGACAAGGAACUCGGUUCCAUGGACUUCAUGCCAAAGACCAUGAAAAUCAUGGGCAAAGGUGGCGCCACAUUCAACAAUGCCUUUGUGACUACACCAAUGUGUUGUCCGUCGCGGAGUUCAUUUCUUACGGGAAUGUAUCCCCAUAACCAUAACGUGUACACAAACAACGACAACUGCUCUUCGAUUCAGUGGCAGCAGACGCACGAGACACGGAAUUUUGCAACGUACCUAAGUAAUGCGGGAUAUAGGACAGGUUACUUUGGCAAGUAUCUCAAUGAAUACAAUGGUACAUACAUCCCACCAGGUUGGAGGGAAUGGGUCGGUCUUAUCAGGAACUCCAGGUUCUACAACUAUAUGAUCAACUUCAACGGACAGAAAAUUCGCCAUGAAAAUGAUUAUUACAAGGAUUAUUUCACAGAUCUUAUUGCAAAUGACAGUGUAACAUUCCUCAAGCAGUCCAAAAGAUAUUUUCCAAAUAGACCUGUUGCCAUGGUAUUGAGCAUGCCGGCCCCCCAUGGACCAGAAGAUGCAGCCCCUCAGUAUCAACAUUUGUUUGAAAAUGUCACAGCUCAUAGGACCCCUAGCUGGAACUAUGCACCAAACCCAGACAAACAAUGGAUCCUGCAGUACACAGGGAAGAUGGAGCCCAUCCACAUUGCCUUCACAGAUAUACUGAUGAGGAAGAGAUUGCAGACAUUACAGUCUGUGGAUGAUGCUGUGGAAAAAGUAUAUACAGAGUUGAAGAAUUUGGGAGAACUGGACAACACAUACAUAAUCUACACAUCUGACCAUGGCUACCAUUUGGGGCAGUACGGGCUGCUGAAAGGGAAGGCAAUGCCGUAUGACUUUGACACCAGGGUACCCUUCUAUGUGAGAGGGCCAGGGAUUGAAGGUGGCAUGAGCAUGAAUGAAAUUUUAACCAAUGUUGACAUAGCACCUACAGUGUUAGAGAUGGCAGGUAUUAACAUUCCAGACCACAUUGAUGGGAAGCCAUUCUAUAAACUGCUUCUGUCCAAAAAUGAAGGAUCUGAAAACUUUUCACCUCAUUGGAGAGACACUGUAUUGAUAGAGAGAGGGAAAAUCAAUGGGAAGAAUGUGAAGAUUCGCGAACAGAUAGAGUACCACAGUGUUCCUGGGCUGAAGAAAGAGGCACGUCUUGCCAAGGAGUGCCGGGACCCGGCUUUUAAAGCCCCAUGUAAACCAAAGCAGAAAUGGGUGUGCACUCAGCUUCCUGAUGGGAGAUGGAGGAAAACCAAGUGUCGUCUGUCAGACGUGGUGAGCAAAGAAAAACGCGCUAAGUGCGUCUGCCCUCCCAAGAAAAUGAGGAAAGAUGAGAGAAGAAAUCAAAAGCAGUUCCUGAAGAAUUUUGUUAAUCAGCCUUCCAUGUUAACUGGCACCAAGUUCAUCAAGAACCGUUCUGGUCGGUCAAUAGAUGAUAAUGAAUUGGAGGAAGUUGACCAUCAGAUGGCUGCUGACCACGCCAUUACCACGCUGGAGACGGUGGUCACUCACUACGUCCAGAAACGUGGGGCCAAUAGGAGGAGAAAGCAUGAUCAUUGGAAGUUUGGUUUGCAGUCUGAUACUCCAGAGGGAUCACUGAACUACAGAACACUGUGCACUGUUGGUUCUAACAACACAGUGGCCUGUGACCGCUCCAUCUACUCCAGUAAACAACUGUGGAAGAUACACAAGGACGAGGUCAAUAAACUGAUAGAGCAUUAUAAGGAGAAAAUAAACAUGCUGAAGGAAAUCAGAGAGCACCUCAGAAUUGGAAAACCAUCAGAAGCUCCUCCUGCAUUUGGUGUAACCAAUAGCAACAAAAGAGGGGGCCGGAUCCCCACCACCUCAGAAACUUUCCCAGCAUUCCCUGAAACCAGUGCGGACAAAGACUACAGUAUUCCCCAGAACCACAUCUACACAACUGAUGUGCCUCCAACUUCAUCAGCUGUUGUUAUUGGCAAGGGCGAGGACUGCGUUUGUGAAGAUGCAAGCCUGAAUGAAUCCGUAGGCGAUAUUGUUGAAAAUACAGUGGUGCCUAGGCCAUCUAGAAAACCAAAAAAAGAAAGACGCAAAAAUCGCAAAAACAAUAAAAGGCACAGAAAGCGCAAGAACAAGGACGUCACGAGGGACUGUCACCAGUUUUCAAUGAAGUGUUUCACCCAUGACAACGACCACUGGCAGACCCCUCCACUGUGGAACCUGGGUCCAUUCUGUUUCUGCCCAAACUCCAACAAUAACACAUACUGGUGUAUACGGACCAUCAAUGAUUCUCACAAUUUCCUUUAUUGUGAAUUUAUAACAGGGUUUAUCAGCUAUUAUGACUUCAAUAGAGACCCUUAUCAGCUAAGAAAUGCUGUACAUGAUUUAGAAUACUGGACACUACAACAAUACCACAAGACAUUAAAUAGGCUUAGGGCAUGUGCAGGACCAAGGGAAUGUACUAUAAGAUCUGGACAAUAUACAGAAAAGAAAGAGAAAUCUGGAAGGCAUGGACGCCGCCCUCCAGCUAACCACCACCUAUAGCAGUAUCCUGGUUCACCACACACUGAUCUCAGAAGAUUAUUCCAAAAAUUUCUCAUUUCAUUGCAUUGAGUUAGAAUAGCAUGUGGUACCAUCAGCUGAGGAAAACACAGACCUGGACUUCACAACUUCUGGCACUCCCAAAACUUGACACUGAUACUGUUGAAGCGGAGGAUCUGAGGAUAGAAGAAAACAUGUGAUAAACUGAGACUUAGCAGUUGAAUUAAUGUCACCAAGUUUGCGUUGACAAAAGAAAACUAUAUUCUGGAGGAAGUACUGGAAAAGAACAUGCAGAAAAGUCUCUUAAAGCUUUGUUAGUGAUUAACAAAGAAAUAUGGGAUUUUAAUAAAGAAGGUGAAAAACAAAUACUGCCAAAGCAAAAUCAGUCAGGUUGUUAAAUACGAAAUGCCAUUUUAUCUGCUGUAGGGUCAAAUAAGAUGAAAUCAAACAAGAAGUGACAUCAAAUAAGAAGUGACAUCAUGAAUGUCAGAAUGCACUGUGAAGAUUUUAGCUCAUGAAAGAUUUUAUACAUGUGUGGAAUGUGAUGCAAUUUUUUGACCAACCUUGUAUGUGCGUUUUACUAAAAUUUGCCAUUCUGUGUUCACCAUGUGUUCAGUCAGAAGAGGGCAUUGUGCUGCAAGAUAGGACCACCUCAAAGUCUUUAGAGUGUUUUUGUUUUGUAAGUGUAGACGUGUUGAAAAAAAAACUCCAAUCAGGUGGAGCAGACUCAUUAAUGUAAAAUCAUCAAGUCAUGACAAUUGAGAUUUCAUAAGUUGCAGCUUCUAAUUUUGUCGAUUAUUCGUCUGUGUGGGUGCAUAUUUCCCCCCCACAAUAAUUAAUGGCCACAGUAUCAUUAGCUUUGCCAAAUACAUGUUUCAUUAUCUGUGUUUUGAACAGUGUUAAGAGGACGUAAAAUCUGAGGCCUGCAGCUGCUUAAGUAUUCAUAUGCAUUUAUUGUCAUUUAGAUACAAAUAAACAUUAUCAUACAUUGUGCUUAGAGCAGACAAUUCAAGCAUUCUAACAUAAAAUCAUCGACGCAUUAUCUUACUUGAACUUGUAUUUAUCAUUAACAGCAGUGAUAUUUAUUUCUCACUCAUUCAUUCAUUUGUAUUAUAUAUAUAUAUUAUUUAACAAGAACUUGCCAAAGGGUUGUAUUGGGUUGCCCACCUUACAGCUCAGUUAACUUGUAUAUAUUGUAGAAUUUAAGAAAUACAAACCAUUUUAAGAGAAAUUUGU
Messenger RNA from Lingula anatina, 4502 nucleotides. Its product is annotated as extracellular sulfatase Sulf-1. NCBI's taxonomy places the organism in Eukaryota, Metazoa, Brachiopoda, Lingulata, Lingulida, Lingulidae. Gene Ontology annotation, molecular function: glycosaminoglycan binding; N-acetylglucosamine-6-sulfatase activity. The record is from RefSeq and is a predicted model, not a curated record.